This is a messenger RNA of Ascochyta rabiei, 666 nucleotides long. RefSeq lists its product as uncharacterized. The coding region runs from base 1 to 666 and encodes 221 amino acids. Lineage: Eukaryota; Fungi; Ascomycota; Dothideomycetes; Pleosporales; Didymellaceae. The transcript has 2 exons. The record is from RefSeq and is a predicted model, not a curated record.
AUGCCUUCUCUACGCCAGAUUCUUCCUGUUCUCGCCGUUGCCGCCUCUGUGGAGGCUGCUAUGGGCCCAUCUUUCAGCACCGGCCCAGUUGGCGGUAAUUCUUGGAUUCGCGAGUCCACAUCCACUCUGAUUUUACCAAAAUCCCCUAAGAUCAACAACGACAGCAUAGCCUCUCUCUGGGUCGGCAUGGGCACUUCCAACGGUGAUCUGAUCCAGUCCAUCGCCGACAGCACGAACAGAGAUGAAUGGAGCAUCUAUGCAUACACACUCUUGAGCCUCUCAGCAAACACUCAGAUGCCCGUCCAGACCGCCGGCACUGACGCUGCUGAAGGCGAUAAGAUCACCAUGCACUACAAGUUCGAUGAUGCGACCGGCAACUACACCCAAUAUGUUUUCAUCAACAAUAAGAAGCUGCCGACACUCAGCACCAGCGAUGGCCAUGCUCAGGGCUGGGGUAGCGCGGUUGAAUGUCCCGAGAACGACUGCGGUACCAUGCCUGCCCACAAGUGGAUCAACACAGUCAUCACUCUCGAUUCUGCCGACCCGAAUUACGACCAGACUUUGAGCAAGGGCCAAGGCGUUAGUGGUGAUAUGUCCACAAACGAUGGUGGUGUUACCUGGAAGGUCACCGACAUUAACAUUCCCAAGUUCACCUUCGGCCAGUAA